AUGACAAGUGCAGAAAAAUAUAUUUUCACGGAACUGGAAGCAGCUACUCUACUGUCGGUGACCGAGGAAAAUGGAGUAGUGACUACCAUCUAUGUUGCACCAUGCACCAUGGAGGAGGAUCUUCUGGAGCCCGAAUUUUUUCCGGAGGAUAACCAACUGAUGUACCACUGUCCCUACUGUGCCUGUGCUAUCCGUUCAGCAAAAGCUUUCAAAGUUCAUCUUAAGGCCUGCCGCAAGGACAACAAAAACAAGAAGGAGGAUGACAAGCAAAAAAAAGAAAAUGAGAAGGAUGAAAUAUAUCAGUGCAUAGUGUGUGACCAAGACUUUGAGUCAAUCGCACACCUCUACUGCCACAUAUUGGUGCACGAAACCUCAUUUGAGGCCCUUCGCUGCGGAUCCUGCAACGUAAAGUUUGAAACCGACCAGGAGUACCAGGCCCACUUGAAAAGUCAUCUAGAGCCCGAGCCGGAAGAGCUGGAAACGGAGAGCAGCGUUACCAAAAGUUUUGAUUGUAUUUUAUGCGGAAAGCACUUCCUAGCCACAUUCCGACUAGGCCAUGUCACCCAUCGCUACGCCUGCGACAAUUGCUUAAAGAAUCACAAGACCAAGGAAUCGAAUGGAAUUCCGACGCUUCCAGCCCAGGAGAAGCCGGAGUGGACAUGCGAUCGUUGUGGACGUGUGUACAAGCUGGAGGGGUUUCUCUUAAGACACAAGAACCAUUGUCAAGGACGCAAGACGAGGAAGGCUCGCCAAUACAAAGUUCAUAAAAGCGACUUUUUUUGA
Drosophila bipectinata is the source of this 783-nucleotide messenger RNA. Its product is annotated as zinc finger protein 454. The record is from RefSeq and is a predicted model, not a curated record. NCBI's taxonomy places the organism in Eukaryota, Metazoa, Arthropoda, Insecta, Diptera, Drosophilidae. Gene Ontology annotation, molecular function: sequence-specific DNA binding; DNA-binding transcription factor activity, RNA polymerase II-specific. Gene Ontology annotation, cellular component: nucleus. Gene Ontology annotation, biological process: regulation of transcription by RNA polymerase II.